CCCCUUUAUAAGGCCGUCACGUGGACCGACGCUCUCCUUUCCCCCCGCACUCGAAGCAGUAGGCGCGAUUCGUGUGCGCUCCCCUCCACACAGAGACUCAGAAUAACUCUUCCCGUCUUCUUCCUCACAAUACUUCCAACAUGGUGAAGGCAGCCAAGGCAACUCCUGUGAAGAAUGGCAAACCUCAGAAGAAGGCGCCACCUCCGCCCAAACAGGUGGAUGAGUCGAGCGAGGAGGAUGACUCCGAGCCAGAGGUCCCUGUGAAGAAGGCAACACCUCUGCCGAAAAAGGCUGCUGCCAAGGUGACGGUGAAGCAGGCGUCUGAGGACGACAGCGAGGAGGAGGUGGUGGUUCCUGCCAAGAAGGGCAAGCCUGCUGCCAACAGUAAGGCCGUGGCAAACAACAAGCCGGCUGCCAAGAAGGCAGCACCCAAGAAGGCCGAGAGCUCCGAGGAGGAGUCGGAUGAGGAUGAUGAUGAGGAAUCCGAGGAGGAAUCCGAGGAGGAGGAGGCACCACCGCCACCAAAGAAGACUCCUGCUAAACCAGCAGCCAAGGCCACUCCCGCCAAGGCUACUCCUGCCAAGGCAACACCUGCCAAGAAAGCACCAGCUGCUGACGAUGACGAAGAUGAGGACUCUGAAGAUGAUGAAGAAGAUGAGAAGCCAGUGGCCAAGAAAGCAGUAGCUGCCAAGGCCACUCCCGGCAAGGCCACUCCCGGCAAGGCCACACCUGGCAAGGCCACACCCGGCAAGGCCACCCCAGCUAAGGCCACCCCAGCAAAGGGCAAGCCGGCAGAAUCCGAUGACGAGGAGGAUGAAGAUGAGGAUUCGGAGGAGGAGUCCGAUGAGGAGAUGGACGUGACCCCUGCGCCUAAAGCCAAGGGUGCUAAGGCAAAGGAAGAGUCUGAGGAAGAGGAUGAUGAUGAAGAGGAUGAUGAUGAGGAUGACGAAGAGGAUGAUGAAGAUGCCGAUGAACCUCCACCCAAGGCCAAGGCAGAGAAGCGAAAGAAGGAGGAAGACAAGGCCACCUCUGCAUCCAAAAAACAGAAGGUUGAUGCUGGUGAUAAGAAAGAACGUGACGCCAAGACUCUAUUUGUGAAGAACAUCGCAUGGUCUUCGACGGUGGAAAGUCUGACGGAGGCUUUUGAGGGAGCUGUUGAAGUGCGGAUUCCACUGGGCCCCAAUGGCAAGAGCCGCGGGAUCGCGUACGUGGAGUUCCCCUCGGAGGAGGACGCCGAGGCGGCCAUGAAGGAGUACCAGGGUGCCGAUGUGGAUGGGCGCGCGGUCCUCCUCGACUAUGUCGGGGAUAAGAGCAACAAGGGUGCGGGGCAGCAGGCUGGCUUCGGAGCAAAGCCACAGGGCCCUGAGAGCAACACGCUCAUGGUGCGGAACCUGUCCUUCCAAGCGGACGAGGACUCUCUGCGAUCGGUGUUUGAGAACGCUGAGGCGGUGCGUGUGCUGAUGGACCGCGAAACUGGCAAGCCCCGUGGGAUGGCAUUUGUGGACUUUGCAAGCAUUGAUGAUGCCAAGGCGGCGAUGAAGGCGCACAGCGGUGCCGAGGUGGAGGGCCGUGCCAUCCGCCUGGAGUUCAGCACGCCGCGUGGCACGCCCGGCCCCAGUGAAGCGAGCAGCACGCUGUUCGUGCGAGGCUUGGGCGAGGACACCUCUGAGGACACGCUCAUGGACUCGUUUGAGGGAGCCACGGCUGCACGUAUUGUCACCGACAGGGACUCAGGCCAGUCCAAGGGGUAUGCCUAUGUGGACUUCAGCUCUGCGGACGAGGCCAAGUCUGCGCUGAACGCCAUGAAGGGUGUGGAAAUCGACGGCAGCCAGAUCUACGUGGACUUCGCUCGUCCCAAGGGCUCGACGCCAGGCCGUGGUGGUGGAGGCCGUGGUGGUGGCUUUGGCGGCAGGGGUGGUGGAGGCUUUGGCGGUCGCGGUGGAGGCUUUGGUGGCCGUGGUGGUGGUGGAUUUGGCGGGGGCCGCGGUGGUGGCUUCAGGGGGGGCCGCGGAGGCGGUGGCUUCAGGGGAGGUCGUGGUGGUAGCAGUGGAAGGAAGGAUGGCAUCCAGGAGUUCAAGGGCAAGAAGAUGACUUUUGACAACUGAAAUUAACGUGUGUUUUUCUCCAUAUUUCGCUAAAAGUUAUAAAAUGGACAUUUUGCGCGCUCACACUCGCGCGCAGGACAAAAGGGGUGGAUGGGGACUCAGGUCUGGCAGUGCCACGAUGCUGGGGCCUGGCAGUCACGCACCAUUCCACCAACGCAAAACCAUCCACCCCACAAUCCCACUCAAUGCGCCCCCCCACACCACCAAGUGUGCAUUGCAGCCCUUUGCUUGUCGCCAUCUGGCUGCUAGAAAAGUCCUGGGGGGGGGGGGGGGUCUAUUUACAUUUAAUCUUAGGGCCUCAAAAUUGAUUAGUGCAGUGCCUUUUAAAAUACAUUGGGACAAAUGGUUAUCCUGACUGGUUUUUAGCUAUACUGCAUGGGCCCAUUUAUGGCCCAUAAUUCUACUGUAAAAUAAACAUUUCAAGAUUUUUCAUUUUCUGAAAUUGCAUUUCAUAAUGGACGUUUCACGCUUUAUGUAAAAAAAUGCCCCAAAUAACCGUUCAUUGUGGUACAUCGGUUUGAUAGUUUAUAGUCCUGAAACAUUGGCAUCUUAACCCAACAGCAUCUGGCCAUAAUAACACGUUCCAAAGGGUGGAUGUUUUUGUCACUGAUGAAUGGCGUUAUAAAACUUUUUUGCCCUGCGCCCCUUGUUGGACCCCUUUAAACAAAUUAUUAGACGUUGCUGACGUGGAAAUUGAUUCGUUGGGCACCAUGAGAGUUCCGCCUGGCUUGGAGACGUGUGCUUGUGCACAUGAGGCUGGAGUCUCGAAGCCGUGAUUGGAACAUUUUUAUCCUGAAGCCGCCUCCUGUAGUCAAUUUGCAUAUAAAGUACUUGUGUGUGUGCUUUUUGUUAAGUGGUUAUUAUUUUUUACUUGUAAAUAUGAGUUUCUGUAGUUGCUCAUUGUUUCUAAUUUGUUGACAAUGUAACGAAAAUGCCACCUGUAUUUUGGUAAUAUCCAAAAUGUGCAGUUGCAGGUUUCUGAAAUAAACUCAAUAACUCCGCUCCCUCCCCCUUAUCAUUUAUUACAUGUCGAGUAGAUGUCGGCUGUGAAUUGUGCUGGUUUCUAAGGUUGAAUUAAGUUGCUGGACAGUCCUAACUGCCAUAAGCGUUUGGUUGUUGGCCAUAACCAUAAUCGGUUGCUUGUCAAUGUUAAAUAUUGGUUAUUACAAAAUUACAAUGUCCAGAGUUUGUACCAUCCGAGAUCAACCAUCCGAUUAAAUGAUGCGUAAAACUAUUGUGAUUCUGAAAUUAUUUCAGACGUUGCGUCGUUUGAUUUCCGUAACGAUGAGUCGUAAACAAAACAAUUUUAUGUUCUGUUCGGAUGCCAUUUAGAAUAUAGUUUGAGCGAUCUGCUCGCAGACCUUGAAAACGAUAAUGCAAUAAUAGAAAGCUUUGCGACAUCCAUGGAUUGUGAAGAUUACGAGGCUUAGCUGUGCCACAUGCAAACGUGUGGUCUUGCCCUAAAAAUGCCGCUGAUCAAGGUUAUGCGCCUGUUGAUGCUUGUUUAAUAAUUACCCAGCACAUCUAGAUACCAGUGAAUGUCAUCAGGUUAUUGUGCUUUAAAUGUGUAUGCCACUUGGGAGCUAAAAGCUGCAUUGCAAGGUUCACAACCAAUUUCAUUUUUUCCUCGCCCCUAGUUGCAGUCGGCAAAAAGGGGCAAACGAAGAAACCGGUUUUGUUAGAAAAUACAGAAAUAUCCAAAAGAGCGAAUUGUAUUUUGUUUGAAUGCGUUGAGUUACUUGACAAAGCAGUGGCUGAAGCAGUCGAAUCAAGUGCUAUGUUUGCAGGUUACUGCUACUUCCUUUCUAAACGUUAGCUAUUUUGUUUUGCAUGUGUACCAUUUUUUUAAAAAGGUGAAACAUGUAAAGUAGAACACAUGCUUUUGUGAUUCGUCAUUAUUUUACAUAUUAAAGUAUAGUCCCCUAUUUGAAACUUG
Molecule: messenger RNA, 4041 nt
Organism: Petromyzon marinus (sea lamprey)
Lineage: Eukaryota; Metazoa; Chordata; Hyperoartia; Petromyzontiformes; Petromyzontidae
Molecular function (GO): mRNA binding
Source: RefSeq, a predicted model, not a curated record